UACAAAAACCAAGUAAAUAAAUUUGUGAAAGUCAUUGAUAGACUCAGUUAAAUUACAGUAGAAAAUUGAUUCAAUAUUUUUUUUUGUUGAUAUAAAAAAAACAAUAAUAUACUGAAUGUAUUGUUGUCUUAAAAACAAAUCACAUGGUAUUUCAUACAAGAAUAUCGGAGGGUAUAAUAAAAAAGAAAACCCAUGAAGGUUAUGUUUAAACAAACCGGUCCAUAUUAUACUGGUUUUUUAUAUUACAAGUGAAUUGUUUCUAUUUUAUUUCUAUUGUUUUGUAUUUUGGAAUAUUUUUUUCAUUAUAUAUAAGGUACAUAAUUUUAAAUGGCAAAAAUGAAGGGUUCAAUAUAUGAAAUAAUGUCUGAAUUAUUUAAAGAUGUACAAAAAAGUAAAGCAAGUCAUAAAGAAUAUUUUGAGUCUUUAAAAAAUUUAUACAAAGAAUCAAAUUUUGAUGAAUUUUUCGAUUCAUUUUUAUUAUGUAUAAAAAUAACAUUAGCCCAUGAAGAAAUGAGUGAAGAAGUACAAAAUGCAUUAGAAUUUUCAGCUGAAUUUGCAGCAAGAUUAAGUCCACCAGCUCCAAUACAUGAAGCUAAAAUGUGUCCAUUAUUAGAAAAAAUAUUUAAUUUUAUAUUUGAUAAUCAUGGAGCAAUUGAUACUGGUGUUAGAUCACGUAUAUGUAGUUUUUUAUCAUUAUUAAUGAGAAUAAUGUCUGAAUGUUCAGAAGAAGUAUGGAUUAAUAAUAAUAUAUGGGAAAAUAUAUUAAUAACAAUGACACAACGUUUAAUUGAUAAAUCACCAGAAGUUAGAAUUGAAGCUGUACGUGCACUUUAUAAUUUACAAAAUGCAUCUGAUAAUAAUUGUCCAGUUAUUAGUAAAUAUAUAACACAUUUAUCAAGUGAUCUUAAUCCAAAUGUUAGAAAAGAAAUAAUUAAUAAUAUUGCAAGAACAAAUAAAGCAAUUGAUGCUGUUAUUGAACGUACAAUUGAUAAUGAUGAAACAGUACGUGAAUGUGCAUAUUUAUAUUUAUGUAAAAUUGCUGAAAUUGAAAAAAAACCAUUGAGUAAAAAAAAUCAAAAAAUAUUAAUAAAACGUGGCUAUAAUGAUACACCAAUUGUACGUAAUGUUGUUUGUAAAAAAUUAAUAUUAUCAUGGUUAAAUGCAUAUAACAAUGAUAUAUUUGAUUAUCUUGAAUCAUUUGAUUGUACUGAUGACAUUGAUAAUACAAUUGACAUUGUAUUGACAUCAUUAUUAAAUGAACAGCCUAUAAAUACAAUUUUAAAACAAUUACCAAUUGAUUUAGAAACAACAACAAUACCAGUUGAAGAUAUUAAAUGUGAAUAUAUUAUAUAUUGGCGUUAUUUAAUAAAACAUUUAAAUAAUCUUGAUUAUCAUGAUUUAUUAAAUUUAAUAUUACCAGAUUUACGUGAAUUUUGUGAAUACAUU
Messenger RNA from Aphidius gifuensis, 1446 nucleotides. Its product is annotated as condensin complex subunit 3-like. The annotation marks the transcript as partial. Gene Ontology annotation, biological process: mitotic chromosome condensation. The record is from RefSeq and is a predicted model, not a curated record. The transcript is spliced from 2 exons. Lineage: Eukaryota; Metazoa; Arthropoda; Insecta; Hymenoptera; Braconidae. Gene Ontology annotation, cellular component: condensed chromosome; condensin complex; cytoplasm.